Sesamum indicum (sesame) is the source of this 1616-nucleotide messenger RNA. Its product is annotated as putative lysophospholipase BODYGUARD 1. NCBI's taxonomy places the organism in Eukaryota, Viridiplantae, Streptophyta, Magnoliopsida, Lamiales, Pedaliaceae. The record is from RefSeq and is a predicted model, not a curated record.
GAUUUUCUUCUUAAGGAAAGAACUACAAGAUAGGAACAAUGGACAAAUUAAGGGAGACAUCUCCGCCGCUCGAUCAGCAAUAGGCCGUUGAUUGCACCAAUAAGAAUUGUUGCUUGAGAUCGAAAUUCCAAGGCGGAUCAAGAGCCAAACAAAGCCGAACCACCUUAAAUCGCAAGCUGGCUUCAGUGUCACUGUCAAGUAGAUCAACGACCACUUUGAAGAUAUCGUCAACUGUUGCGUUUUUCAAUUCUAAAACCCGUGCUCAAUUUCUCUCUGCAGUAUGCACACACACUAAGCUCGCAUUAUUCCGCAUACACAUUACAUCCGUUUGGUAAAUUUAACAAAAGCGUGCAUUAGCUGAAGUGAUUUCUACAGGAGUUAAUCUUAAAGGUGUGAAACUUUGGUGGCUUCCGGCAGUCGAUUUUAUUUUCUCACUCUCACUUCUUUCAGCCAUGUCUUGGAAAGUUAUAGUAGUUUUGUUAGUCGGGUUUCUGGCAUGGGCUUACAUGGCGUUUUGUCCUCCACCUCCUCGGCCUUGCGGUUCCCCUGGCGGUCCGCCUAUCGAAGGACCUAGAAUCAGACUUAGAGAUGGACGACAUUUAGCAUACAAGGAGCAUGGAGUCCCCAAAGAGACAGCUAAAUAUAACAUCAUCUUGGUUCAUGGCUUUAGCUCUAGCAGACACGAGGCUUCUAUUGCUACAUCGGAAUUGGUUCAGAAGCUGGGGAUAUACUUUGUGUCUUUUGAUAGACCAGGUUAUGGGGAGAGUGAUCCCGACCCAAAGCGAACGAUACAAAGCACAUCAUUAGACAUAGAGGAGCUUGCUGAUAAAUUAGAACUUGGUCCGAAGUUUUACAUUAUUGGAAAUUCCAUGGGAGGGCUGGUGGUCUGGGGAUGCCUCAAGUACAUCUCUCACAGGCUGGCUGGAGCAACGUUAAUAGCUCCAGUUGUCAAUUACUGGUGGCCAAGUUUUCCUUCUAAUUUAUCUGCGGAAGCAUACCGGCAGCAAUUCCCACAAGACCAGUGGGCAUUACGAGUGGCACACCAUGCUCCCUGGCUCGUCUACUGGUGGAAUACUCAGAAAUGGUUUCCUCCUUCUAGUGUUAUAGCUGGAAAACCUAGAUUUACUGCCCCGGAUCUUAAAGUUCUCUCAAAACUUGGUGCGAGACUGGCUAACAGGGAAUACGCCACGCAACAGGGACUAUACGAGUCACUUCACCGUGAUAUGAUGGUUGGAUUUGGGCACUGUGAAUUUGAUCCUAUGAAGCUUGAGAAUCCUUUUCUUGACGGACAAGGUUCCGUUCAUGUGUGGCAUGGCGUUGAAGAUGGUAUAGUGCCCGUCAUCCUGCAGCGUUACAUUGCUAAGAAGCUUCCCUGGAUACAAUACCAUGAACUACCGAAUGCUGGACAUUUGUUUGCAUUUGCUGAAAGUAGCGUCAAAGAUGCUAUCUUGAAUGCACUUUUGACAGGCUACAAGUAACGUUACAAAGGACAUUGAUGUCUCAUGUGCUUAAUUUCAAAUUAUUGCAAACUCCCCGGAUGUUUGAAUCCGUACAUUAUUCAAUGGAGUAUCAUACAAACCACUGCAAUGUUAAUAACAAGUGCUUCUCAUCUGCAA